AUGAGCAGCGAGGGCUCCGCAGCGAAGCCCAUCGCGUUGGACUCGGACUCGGAGUCGGAAAUGGCGCUGCACGCGACGGCCAGGAUCGACAACUGCGACGUGCUGAUUGGCCUGUUCCAGUGUGUGGUGGACCUGCUCUUCCAAGGCGACAGGAUGUGUAUGCGCAAUAUCCGAGGAAAGAACGAGAGCUGGCCACUGUAUAGUGUGGCCAAGGAGGUGGAUAGGACGAUAGACAUCGAGGUCGAAGAGCCAGAUCGCAUGGAGCAAUUGCUGGACGAAGCUUCUUUCAUGGCGUUCAAGCUGCCGUUUGCAAGUGUAGCUGAUGAGGCAGCCAUGAAGAUUUUCUACGACCCUGCAGACACUGGUAACACGGCGUAA
Molecule: messenger RNA, 378 nt
Organism: Phytophthora infestans T30-4
Lineage: Eukaryota; Oomycota; Peronosporomycetes; Peronosporales; Peronosporaceae
Exons: 3
Coding region: 1-378 (125 amino acids)
Source: RefSeq, a predicted model, not a curated record